Molecule: messenger RNA, 866 nt
Organism: Paramecium tetraurelia
Lineage: Eukaryota; Ciliophora; Oligohymenophorea; Peniculida; Parameciidae
Exons: 1
Source: RefSeq, a predicted model, not a curated record
AUGGGUGUGGCAUUUAGACCCAAAAAUAUAUAAAUAGAUACACUUAUUAGAAUUGAAUUAGGAUUCUUAAGUUAUGAUUAAUUAAAUUGUUAAGUCUUUUAACUUGAAAUAGAUACACUUAUGCCUUCAUUAUCAUUUUCCCAUUAUUCCCAUGAUUCUUAAAACCUUUAUUUUUAUUCAAACAAAUACAAACCUGAUCAAAUUUAAUAUAAAUAUAGUGUCAAUUGCACUCGAAUUACAAUCUUAUAGACUACUAAUAAAAUAUUUAGAGUUAUAUAUGAAGAUAUGUAUCAUACAAUAAUCUAAUAUUUUCAAAUUCGUCAACCACCAAGGUUACCAACUGAUACCUAGACUUAAUAGGCUUCAUUAUAGAUUGUCAAAAAUAUAGAAUUGAUAUCUAAGAAAUUUAAUAAUCCUUUGGUUAGUAGUAUUAUAUCGAUAAAAAUUGUUCCUAUUUAUGGAAUUUAUAGAGUAUUAAUAGAAUUUCCAUCUUCUUACACUACAAAUAUAAUAAAAUGUGUAAUAAAUGAAACAUCCUCUGUAUUUUGUGAUUAGGAUUCUCUUAAUCCAAAAAGAUUAAUAGUUUAUUUAACAAAAUAUCAUGAUAGUGAACUAAUUAAAGAUCCAUUUAAUCUCACUGUUUAUGGGAUGAUUAAUCCAUUGGAAUUAAAUUAUAAUAGUCGAAUAUGUGUAAUUUUGGAUGAUGAUAACAUAUUGACACCUUUACUGUUUGGAAAUGAAGAUAAUUUAAAUGGGAUAACAUAAUUUGAAUAUCUUGAUGACUAUGUUAAUACAAAUAUUUACAAACAAUUAUCGACUAGUGAUUUUAGAUUUUCUCAAUCUUAAGCUAGGGCUUAUGAUUAAUA